AUGAAACUUCUCGUUGUAAUUUUUGCCUUCUUUGCCGGCGCCCACGCUCUUCUUUUUGGUCUUAUCGGGUCUGAACAGGUAAGAAAAUGUUCAAGAAAGAUAGUUUUAGUAUGAUAAACGAUUGGAGCCGUCUCGGUUAAUCUUCUCUAAUUUCAGAUAAGAUUCCAGGUCUUCGACCCCAAUCCCUGUUAGCUCAAAUCAUUGUUUUUUUUUUAUCUGAGAAUUCAUAAUAACAUAUCAAUGCCAAACAUUCCCAGCCACGAAGUUCCUAACCUUCAGUCUUCAGAGUGCUGCUGUCACCGGAAGACUGACUUGCAAUGGAGCUCCAGCCAGAAACGUCCGUGUGAAGCUCUAUGAAAAAGAAGCUAGUAAGUAGAAACGUGCUCUAUUUGAAUCAAGGUUCGAAUUUUGAGCCUUGGACGUCCUUCUCGAUGAAGGAACAACCGACGCCAACGGAGAAUUCUCCCUCCAGGGACACAAGACUGAAGUGAGCACCAUCGACCCCAAGCUCAACAUCUACCACAAGUGCAAUUACAAUGGAGUAAGAUCGACUCCUGUCCUCAGAGGGAACAGUUUCAUUGUUUCAGAUGUGCUACCAGAAGUCGUCGCUCACAGUCCCAGACAACUACGUUUCUGAAGGAGCCACUCCAACCAAAACUUUCAAUGUCGGAACCAUCAACCUUGCCAAUCAAUUCAGCGGAGACUCGACCGACUGCAUCAACUAA
Caenorhabditis auriculariae is the source of this 725-nucleotide messenger RNA. The record is from the annotation of a GenBank genome assembly. Lineage: Eukaryota; Metazoa; Nematoda; Chromadorea; Rhabditida; Rhabditidae.